AUGGAAACUUCGUCGCCCUCAGCUCCUCCGACCGUCCCCGGCUGCCGCACGCCCGCCGCCCACACGACGCCCGCGAUGGACACUUGCCCCGCCCUCGCCCACACUCCGGCCGCCCGCACGACGCCCACACCCAACACGCCCGGGCACACGACGCCCACGAUGCGUUUUCCUACCACGCCCGCCCGCCAUCUAGGCCUACCGCCCUACGCCACCCCCGCCCACCCUACGCCCGGUCACGGCACGCCCGCCCACGCGCUCCCAUUCCCUCCAGGACGCCCACAGAGCGCGCCCUCAUUCACGGACAGGCCACCCUCCUGCGUCUUCAGGAGCGGGGGAACCAACAACCUAAACGCGACAGGGAUGGGCGUGGCAGGCGUGGGCGUGGCAGGCAUGGGCGUAGCAGGCAUGGGCAUGGGCGUGGCAGGCAUGGGCGUGGCAAGCAGGUCCGGUGGGUCCAGCUCGAGCUCCCUGAUGGGCGUGGGCGCGGUGGAGGUGCAAGGUGGGCUGGGUGGGCGUCUCGCUAGGGUGCUGAGGAGCGUCCCGGCCUCCGCCCUGAGUGGGGGGCAGUGGGCGCGGCGGGGCACGAGCUCGUCCUCCAACACGCCCGGUCCCUCCACCUCGCACUCCACCUACUUCCACACCUCAUCCUCCACCCUCCUGGACUCCUUGAGGAAACCAGGCCAGUCGGGAGAGAGAAAUGUCGACUCUAUGACCACAGGGAAUAGAGCUCGGAAUAGCUCAACGCUCGCCUUGCCGCCUCCACAACCCCGCGUCGGAAGCGCGACCCUCGCCCUAACGCCGGGGGACAAUAAGGACGACGGUCGGCUGGAGGUUUUCGGAGGACCACGUGGUCUGCCGAGGAAGAGACGCGCCCCAGGGCAAUCCCCGGCGGCUCAUGGCAGGAGAUCCUCGUCCUCCUUCUCUGCCUCCUCCUCCUCCUCCCUCGGGAUGCCCCAGCCCGAAGGAGGCGCUCGGGAGGACCUGUGGGGGAACGCCGAGGGGGACAUGGCGGAGCGCGUCCUCCAACACUCCGGUCCCAUCCCUCGCACAUUACCCACCUACUUCACACCUCAUCCUCCACCUCCGUGGCUCUUGAGGAAACCAGGCCAUCGGCAGAGAAAAUGUCGACUCUAUGACCCACAGGUGAUAGAGCUCGAAUAG
Messenger RNA from Penaeus indicus, 1161 nucleotides. Its product is annotated as mucin-1-like. The transcript is spliced from 4 exons. The coding region runs from base 1 to 1161 and encodes 386 amino acids. NCBI's taxonomy places the organism in Eukaryota, Metazoa, Arthropoda, Malacostraca, Decapoda, Penaeidae. The record is from RefSeq and is a predicted model, not a curated record.